Messenger RNA from Coregonus clupeaformis (lake whitefish), 424 nucleotides. RefSeq names its product mitochondrial import receptor subunit TOM22 homolog. Gene Ontology annotation, biological process: intracellular protein transport. Gene Ontology annotation, cellular component: mitochondrial outer membrane. Bases 2 to 424 code for a protein of 140 amino acids. NCBI's taxonomy places the organism in Eukaryota, Metazoa, Chordata, Actinopteri, Salmoniformes, Salmonidae. The record is from RefSeq and is a predicted model, not a curated record. The transcript has 2 exons.
CAUGGCUGGAAUCGUAGAGCUAUCACUGGCUGGGGGCCCAGUCGAAACCCGGCCCCCAGAAGGCGAGAUCGAUGAAGAUGAAGAUGAAGAGCUGGAUGAGAACCUUAUGGAGAGGCUGUGGGGUUUGACUGAGAUGUUCCUUGCUACACUGCGCUCUGCAGCUGAGGUGACCGCAUCGGGCUCAGUCACUGUGGCCAAGAAGCUGUACAGUUACUCCCGCGUUGCCCUGUGGGUGGGCACUACCUCGUUCAUGAUCCUGGUCCUUCCGGUGGUGUUUGAGACUGAGAGACUACAGCUGGAGCAGCAGCAGCUAGAGCAGCAGAGACAGAUCCUGUUGGGCCCCAACGCAGGGAUGUCAGGUGGGAUGCCAGGGUUGAUGCCUCCCGUUCCAGUGACCGAUAGACUUCUGCACACUGUCUUCUGA